Messenger RNA from Medicago truncatula (barrel medic), 1080 nucleotides. RefSeq lists its product as uncharacterized. The record is from RefSeq and is a predicted model, not a curated record. Gene Ontology annotation, molecular function: protein binding. The transcript is spliced from 12 exons. Bases 1 to 1080 code for a protein of 359 amino acids. NCBI's taxonomy places the organism in Eukaryota, Viridiplantae, Streptophyta, Magnoliopsida, Fabales, Fabaceae.
AUGUCUAUGAGAAGCAUCAACUGCAAUUGCAAUUGCAAUUGGAACGGUGGUUUAUUCCCUUUUCGAAUAAAAAAUAGUGGUGGCUUCGGAGGAGGAGGAGAGCAAGCUGCACCGCGUUUAACUUCACAAGUCAAUUCCCAAGACAUUGACUUUCAACAACGCCUCAACGCUAUUAAAAGGUCAGCACUUGAACAAAAGAAAGCACAAGAUAAAAAACAAUUUGGAGCAAUUGACUAUGAUUCACCUAUUUCUAUUUCUGAGUCAGACAAUAAAACAAUUUCCUUUGCUACCAAGGUUGGAAUAGGUGUAGCUGUUCCAGUCUUUGCUCUCGUUUUUGCUCUUGGAGAUUUUCUCCCAUCAGGAAGUCCCAACGAAGACAACAUUGCUUUGGUCAAUGAUAAAUUGUCAGACAUGGAUAAAACUGCUCUUCAGAGUAGGCUUAAGGAAUUUGAAGCAACAUUAAGCAACUCCCCAAGAGAUCCAACUGCUCUCGAAGGAGCUGCAGUAACUUUGGCAGAACUAGGAGAGUAUGCAAGAGCUGCUUCUCUACUUGAUGAUUUGACAAAGGAAAAACCAAAUGAUGCUGAUGCUUUUCGUUUGCUUGGAGAAGUAAAGUAUGAACUCAAAGAUUAUGAAGGGAGUAUUGCUGCAUAUAAAAGUUCAGCAAAGGUAUCUGAAGAUAUCAAAUUUGAAGUUCUACGUGGCCUUACCAAUUCAUUACUUGCUGCCAAGAAGCCAGACGAGGCUGUUCAAUUACUUUUGGCCUGUCGUGAGCGUCUGAGUUCAGAAGAUUUAAGCAAAAAAACUGAUAGCAGCCCAACAGACUCGCAGAAGCUGGAUCCAAUUCAAGUUGAAUUACUUCUAGGGAAAGCCUAUUCAGAUUGGGGCCAUGUCGGUGAUGCCAUAGCUAUUUAUGAUCAGCUCAUAUCAACUCACCCUGAUGAUUUUCGUGGAUAUUUGGCCAAGGGAAUCAUCCUCAAAGAAAACAAAAACAUUGGAGAUGCUGAGAGGAUGUUCAUUCAAGCUAGGUUCUUUGCACCAGAUAAAGCUAAAGCACUCGUGGACCGUUAUUCAAGAUAA